AUGCGUCAUAUUUUUCAGCUGUGUUUCAUCAGCUUUAUUUUCCCAUUAUUUAUCAAUUCAAAAACAGCUGCUGAAUGGCGUACACGAACCAUAUAUCAACUGUUAACUGAUCGAUUUGCUCAUACGCCUGAUGAUACUGAGAUAAAUAAAAAAUGUUUACAUUCUCCUCUAUCCUAUUACGAUAUUCGACAUUAUUGUGGUGGCACAUACAAAGGUAUCAUUUCUCAUUUGAACUACAUAAAACAGAUGGGAUUUGAUGCUAUUUGGAUAUCUCCCAUAACAACACAAAUUGAAAACGAUACGCAUUGGGGUGUAGGAUGGCACGGUUAUUGGCAACAAAAUAUUUAUGGUUUAAAUGAACAUUUUGGUACAGAAAAUGAUCUUCGAACAUUGAUAAAAGCAGCUCAUAUACUUGAUAUUUGGGUAAUGUUAGAUGUUGUUGCUAAUCAUAUGGGACCAAAUGUAAAUGGAACAGCUCGCUAUAGUCAAGUAGAAUUUUGCACAGUCGGUGAUAUUAACGUACCAUUGCCCGAUCUCAAUACUGAACACGAAUUUGUUGUUUCAACACUUAGUCAAUGGAUUCGAAAUAUUAUUAAUGAAUAUGAAUUUGAUGGUAUAAGAAUUGAUACAUUUCGUCAUGUUCGAAAACCAUUUUGGACAGAUUAUGUGUCUGCAGCGGGCGUCUAUUCAGUUGGUGAAGUGGCCACAUCUGACACGGCUUAUGUUGGUGAUUAUCAACGAUAUGCCGAUGGUGUUUUACAUUAUCCACUAUAUUUUGUUCUAAAUGAAGUAUUUCGAGAUGAAAAUAGAAAAUCGAUUCGAGAAAUUGAUAAACAAGUUCAAUUAAAUGAAGAAUAUUUUAUAGAUACAACAUUGUGUGGAUUAUUUUUAGAUAAUCACGAUCAAGCACGUUUUAUGAAUCAUACAAAAAAUAUGAUACUUAUUCAAAAUGCCUUAACCUAUUUGAUGUUCAGCGAUGGAAUACCCAUUUUUUACUAUGGUACCGAGCAAGAAUAUCACGGUGACUCGGAUCCAUAG
Messenger RNA from Didymodactylos carnosus, 1038 nucleotides. The record is from the annotation of a GenBank genome assembly. NCBI's taxonomy places the organism in Eukaryota, Metazoa, Rotifera, Eurotatoria, Philodinida, Philodinidae.